AACCAACAAAAUUUCGCGACACAGCGCCGCAUCCUGCCUUCCCCAGUCUAUUCAGAAGACCUGCAACAAGCCCGAUGCGCACAAUCCUUCUCCCCAUCGGCCCGCCCGGAGCAGGCAAAUCUACAUUAUGCAACGGCUUACAACAAUUCAUGCGAGCGAUCGCUCGACCUUGCUCAAUCGGGAACUUGGAUCCAGCGAACGAUAAUAUCCCAUAUGAAGCCGCUUUCGAUGUGCGAGAUCUUGUUUCUGUCGAUGAAGUUAUGGAACGCGAGGAACUGGGUCCAAAUGGUGGGGUGUUGUGGGCGAUGGAGGAAAUUGAGGUUAACGUGGAUUGGUUGGAGAGGGAGUUGGAGAGGUGUGAAGAGACAAUCGUUCUCGAUCCUCCCGGUCAGCCUGAACUCACCAUCCACCACCAAUCACUGCCAAAGAUCUUGCACAGACUUGAGAAACUUGACUAUCGGAUAGUCGUCAUCCAACUCCUCGACUCAAUCGUACUUACAAGACCAUCAUUAUACCUAAGUUCUCUCCUUCUCUGCCUCCGAGGACCACUUCAUCUCCCAUACCCCAUCGUCAACGUUCUUACCAAGAUUGACAACCUCAAAGCCGUGGGCGGUGCAGACUUACCCUUCAGCUUGGACUUCUACACAGAAUGUCAAUAUCUCGAACACCUUCUUCCAGAGCUCUCCAAAGAACAAGCCGGAACACCAGGCGGCGCGUCCGGAAAAUGGGACGAUCUGAACAAAGCUCUCAUCAGCCUGAUCGAGGAUUACGGACUCAUGGGCUUCGAAACCUUAGCCGUAGAAGACCGGCAAAGUAUGGCUGCGCUAUUGCGAGCGAUCGAUCGUGCAAGCGGAUAUGUCUUCGCGGGGGCGAGAGGUAGAGAUGAGAAUGGGAAGACGUUGAACGAUGAAGCGAGUAUUUGGGCUCAGGCGAUGAGUCAGAGUUAUGGGCAGAUGGACGUGAGGGAUGUGCAGGAACGCUGGAUUGAUCGAAAAGAGGAGUAUGAUGAGGCUGAGAAAAAGAUGUGGGAGGAGGAAGCUAGGUUAGCGGGUGCAUUGCCUGAGGCGCCGGCCGCAAAGGUGCAGAGGAAGGAGGCGGCAGGAGAGACAGACGAUGGCGAAGACGAGUUGCUGGAGGAGCAGAGGCGUUGGCAAGAGCAGCAGGCUAAAGGAGCGGGAAGUGCUGGUGGAACCAAGGUGAAGAGGAUGCCGUAACGUGACUCGCUACGCCGCUAUGGCGAUGUUAUUCCGAUGGUGCCGCCGCAAAAUAAUGCACGUUCCACUGCUCACAAUGGGAUAAAGAUUGUCUCGGGUGAGUCUCUGCGAGGCAUUAACUAGGAAGGCCAAAGUCGAUGCCACGGAAGUCGUCCCAUACACGGAGACACAGGAGGUGAUGCGGUAUUGCGGUCACCUACAGGAGUGAAGCCAGGAAACCCAUAGCAUAUUUGCCAAGGCUCUACGACAAACACGCCACAAUCGCUGCGAUUGCGGCCAAGGUCCCAUCCGGAUCCUCCACGUGCA
Cercospora beticola is the source of this 1520-nucleotide messenger RNA. It is a transcript of the gene GPN2, whose product is annotated as GTPase GPN2. Gene Ontology annotation, molecular function: GTPase activity. Lineage: Eukaryota; Fungi; Ascomycota; Dothideomycetes; Mycosphaerellales; Mycosphaerellaceae. The record is from RefSeq and is a predicted model, not a curated record. Gene Ontology annotation, cellular component: cytoplasm.